This is a messenger RNA of Aethina tumida (small hive beetle), 3775 nucleotides long. RefSeq lists its product as uncharacterized. The record is from RefSeq and is a predicted model, not a curated record. Gene Ontology annotation, molecular function: protein binding; kinase activity. NCBI's taxonomy places the organism in Eukaryota, Metazoa, Arthropoda, Insecta, Coleoptera, Nitidulidae. The coding region runs from base 96 to 3650 and encodes 1184 amino acids. The transcript has 13 exons.
UGGAACAUGUGGUACUCGAAGGACAAGGGAAAAAACUUGUUGGUGAAUAUUCGGCCGACUACAAAACAAGGACGUUCCUCAAAUCUGUCCCCAACAUGAUGUCGAAAAUUUCUCUAAUCCACGACGCAGUCAACAGCGACAGACUGGAGGAGCUGAAGAACUUGCUGGACGAGGAGGGCAACAAAAAGAAGAAGUACGUGAUGGCAAAAGACGAAAGCGGCAUUGGCUUGUUACACAAGGCCGUCUAUUACGACCUCAAGGAGAUAUAUCAGUACCUCAUCCGCAACUUCCCCCAAAUGGUCUCCAUGAAAGAUUCCGAGGGACGAACCGCCUACCACUACACCCCGAUGUGCAAGGACCACGCGACCGUUCAAAAGUUACUGGUGAACGCAGGUGCCGACCCGAAUUGUUUGGACUACAAGCAGCAUUCGGCCAAGUACUACGCGAACCACCUUCAAGAACUGGAGCUGCCCAACGCCCAAAAGUCGCUACCGGUUUCCAGGAAAAGUACUGCCAAUUCGGAAAGUCUUAACUUCAAAAAGUCCAACAUCCGGAUUUGGAUCCACCAACGCAACCUGACCAAUUUGCAGCAGGUCGUUUGGGAGGGUCACGGUUCCAAACUGUUGGUCGAACACAGCAACAAUCCCAAGAUCAAGAAGUUUCUGGAAGCGGUUCCGCACAUCAUGGGUUUGAUCAAAGAAAUCCAUAAUGAUGUGGUGAACGGCGACUUGGAGGGUUUGAAGAACAGAGUCUCGCCGCCGAUUCCCGCAAUGGUGCUGGGCGGUAAAGACCAGAACGGACUCACCCCGCUUCACAAGGCUGCUGGUUUAGGAAAUCAAGAAAUCGCCCAGUUCAUCAUCCAAGAAUAUCCAAACAGUAUCAAUAUCCAGGACAACGAAGGUCGAACACCUUUACACUACGCAGCUCUUUUAAAGGACGACGGUGAAAUGACCAAAUUUUUAAUCGACAAUGGAGCAGAUGAAUCUGCCUUAGACCACAGGCAGAAAACUGCAGCUUACUACAAAACCCGAACCUCAGAGCUCGACUCGAAGCUUCUACAUGUAAUUCCAGAGUGUCCUAGAUCUGCUAAAGACUCCUUCGCUGCUAACUUCGACUGGAGUAUGUUGACUACAAGUCUGCCAAUCGGCGAGGCAGUAAAAAAAGUGGAGAAAUUAUUUGGAAAUGCCACCGAAGAAAACCACCAGCCAGAAGAGCUCCAGUCACCUGAAAAUGGCAACGAACCUGAGAAGACUAAUGGCGAGACCGAGCCUGAACAUGCUGAAAGUAAUGGAGUUGAAGAAGAAGCUAAGAAGGAACCGACUGAAGAGAACAAACCGGAAGAACAUGAUGACAAUGGUAAUCCUGAAACGGAAGGGACUGUAGAAGAACCGGAAGACAAAGGGGACGCCAACAACAACGAAGAAGCAGCCACUGAAGAACCUAAACCGGAAGAGGAGAAGCCCGAAGAAAACAAGGAGGAAUCUCAGGAACCACCACCGGAGCCAGAACCGGAAACGAAAGAGCCGGAAGAGGAGCAACAGCCCGACGAUGACCCCAAGGAAGAGGAGAAGGAGGAAAACAAUGAGAAGGAGGAAAAGGAGGAGAAGGAGGAGAAAGCUGAUGAACCACUAGAAGAAGGUAGCAGAACUAGACCGAGUAGCAAAGCCGCCAGUAGACCGGCCAGUCGGGCUGCCAGUAGAACUAGUAAUAAGAGUAGACCACCCAGCAGUAAAACCCUGGAGGGGGACGAACAUGCUGAAGGGGUUAUCGAAGGGGUUGUUAAUGGAGAGAACGAAAUUGAGAGUUUAAACGAAGAGGGACAGGGUCAACACCACGACGAUCGACCAGAUGACGAUGAGAUUAAAGCCAUGGUGGAAACAGGCAAUAUGGAACAACUAGCUUCUCUGGUACUAAAUGGUGAGGGAGAAAAACUAGUAGGCCAAUCCAGUGACAACCCCGAACUACAGACUUUUUUGGAGAAUGUCCCUGUUUACAUGGGAGCCACACCUUUACAUGUAGCAGUGAUUUUCGGGAACACCAGCAUUGUAAGAUAUCUCGCUGGAAGAUUUCCAGAAACUAUACAAGCCGUAGAUGAAGAUGGAAGGACACCUUUGCAUUACGCUGCAACUUUGUCAGAUAAUGGACACUACUACAAUCUAUUAGUACAUUUAGGAGCUGAUACUAGAAUAGAGGAUAAGUUUGGUCAUACGGCGGAAUAUUAUAGAUCCCAUCGGGAUGAAUUUUCACAUAGGACUCUUCUGACAGACUUCGGAACUGAACCAAAUACGGUGGAAGAGAUGUUGAACGACAAAGAUCCGAAGGACGUUUACUCAGCCAAAAAACAGCUCGAUGACGAGGACAUGAUCAACGUUCUAGAAAAAUGCUAUAUGGUACUUCACGGCCGACGCAAUUCCAACGCAAUAUCCGCCGCAUCUAAUGUUUCCAACACUUCAAACACCUCGACAUCUUCUCUACUGAGCAAGCACAUGAAACGAUAUAUAUUCGACGAUGUUAAACUGAGACUCACAAAGUACGAUCACCAUUUGUAUGACCUAAUUUGGCCCAGCGUUAAGAAGCUGCCAACCGAGAUGGCCUUUAGAGUUGCAUUGGAACAAGAUUUCCCCGCUGGAAUUGUAGCUCCCGAUUUUUGUGUCUACAAGGUUUUUCACGAGCUUUUGAUCCCCAUUAUCAAAGACUACCAUCAUAUCGAUUUGAGCCCUGAACUACCUUUGCAUCCACCUGUCAAGUUUGUGGAACCCUCAAGUGAUUCGCAAAAGGAGAUUGACCUCGACAUUGAUCCCGCCAACAAAUAUAUAAUAACAGGUACACUAGACUGCACAAGAAAUUUAGCCGAUUUCGAGCUACCGAAGUCAAUAAACAUUGGUCAACUGGAACAAAUCGAACGAGCCAUCACAGGUGUACUUUUGAGUGAAGACGUUGCUAAAGCUCUGUACCCUAAUGCAACCGAAGAUGAAUUGGCUGAAGGAACUGGAGUUUACUACACAAUGAAUGAGGUGCUUGAAGACCCUUCGGAGGCUAGAGUAAUUUUGGCAACCAACGGACUGUUGAUUCCUCUUUGGAAUAUCCCGGACAGUGACAGAUUGCACGGCAAAUUCUGGCCAUACGGCAGAGGUGUUUUUAUUAGCAACGGCGCCAAUUUGGCGGUUUGGGUUAAUGUUAUGGACCACAUUAGAAUUGUAACCUGUACGUCACAUUUGAAACCUGGAAACAUUGGCCAGAUCUACUCGAGAAUGAGCAGAUUGAUGGCGGUACUUAAUGAAAAUCUAAAGUUUAAAUGCGAUGAUAAACUUGGUUAUCUAUCUGCCAGACCUACAGUUUUGGGUAACACGUUACAAUUCAAUUUGACUAUGAGAUUUCCACACUUAAUAAAAGAACCGGAUAAUCUUAGACAUUUGUGCCUUACUAGAGGAUUAGGUUACCAAAGAAGUACCAGCACUACUGACAUUGUUAAGGUGAAUAAUCAGCAGUGUUUGGGAAUAACGGAGUUACAAACGUUUGAGGAUUUCACCACGGCAGUUAUGAAUAUUUUGCAGUUAGAAAAGGAUUUGGCCAUGUCGAACUCCUUACACAUUGCUGCGAUGUUCGUAAACAUUUUCAAAAGGAAACGUACGCUGGUUGAAGGGGACUAAACCAAUGACCAAUUAGUUGUAGGUCGCACUGUACAUAAAACAAAUUUAGUAAUUAUUAGUAUAAGUACUUGUACAUAGUGCCAAAGUUUCACUUUGUUUUUUACCUUUUUGUAUAUAAGUCACUC